This is a messenger RNA of Lutzomyia longipalpis, 1822 nucleotides long. Its product is annotated as cytochrome P450 6A1-like. The transcript has 2 exons. The coding region runs from base 56 to 1597 and encodes 513 amino acids. The record is from RefSeq and is a predicted model, not a curated record. NCBI's taxonomy places the organism in Eukaryota, Metazoa, Arthropoda, Insecta, Diptera, Psychodidae. Gene Ontology annotation, molecular function: oxidoreductase activity, acting on paired donors, with incorporation or reduction of molecular oxygen; monooxygenase activity; heme binding.
GUGAAGUAAUUGAGUGAAGUUGUGUUGUAUAAAAGAGCUGAGAAUUGUAAUCAAAAUGGAUGGACUGGAGUUGAUUUUCAUAUGGAUUUUUACAUUAUUAGUUAUUAUUGGUGGAAGCGGAUUCCUUAUUUAUUCGUGGUCUAUGCGAAAAUUUCGAUACUGGAAGGAUAGAGGGAUUGCCUAUGUUGAACCUGAAUUUCCAUAUGGAAAUACAAAGGGUGUCUCAAGGGAUGUUCGCUUCAGUGACAUCUUGACGAGCUUUUAUAACAGAUUUUCUGGACGUGAGAAAUUUGUGGGAAUGUACAUAUUUAUGAGACCAAUAGGGGUGGCCAUUGAUCCGGAGUUGGUAAAAAAAAUUCUUGUCAAGGAUUUUCACAAUUUCCAAGAUCGUGGAUUGUAUCACAAUGAAAAGGACGACCCACUGUCGGGACAUCUUUUUACACUUGAGGGUGAACCUUGGCGUGUACUGAGGACCAAACUCAGCCCAACAUUUACAUCGGGCAAAAUCAAAAUGAUGUCCAAUAUAAUGGUUGAGGUGACGAGCGAACUGAAGAGGAUAGUUGAUGAGCAAAUGCAUGAGAGUUGUGAUAUGGACAUCAAUGAUACAAUGGCACGCUUUACGAUGGAUAUAAUUGGAAACUGUGCCUUUGGUAUUGAAUGCAAUGCACUGAAAAAUCCUAAUGAGGACCUGAUGCUAUUUGGAAAGAGAUUUUUCCUACCAAGUCGAAAGCAGGCAAUUCGCCAGCUAUUUUUCGGUAUCUUCCCGGAUUUAUCGCGCAAAUUAGGUAUUAGGGCAAUUGAGGAGGAAAUCAGCUCCUACUUUAUGCGUGUCAUCACUGAAACAGUAAGGUACAGAGAAGAAAACAAAAUUGUUCGGUCGGAUUUUAUGGAUUUGCUCCUGAGACUGAAGAAUAGCGGAAACCUCGAAACUGAUGGGACUGUUGAGAAAUCCGGCUUAAUCACCCUCAAUGAGCUUGCGGCUCAGUGUUUUGUUUUCUUCCUUGCGGGUUUUGAAACCUCCUCAACAACCAUAUCUUUCUGCUUGUAUGAAUUGGCUCGCAAUCCGAAUAUUCAGGAGAAGCUGCGCGAGGAAAUCUUGCGGUCUCUCGAGGAGACAAAUGGAGUUCUUACAUAUGAAGUUGUCAUGGGAAUGAAAUAUCUUGAGAAAGUGAUAAAUGAGACGCUCCGAAAAUAUCCAGCUGUGGAGAUGCUCGUGAGGAAAGCAGCAAAUGAUUACCCCAUCGAAGGGACACCCCAUACAAUACCAAAGGAUACCCUCAUCUUCUUACCCGUCUACACUGUCCAUCACGAUCCCAAAAUCUAUCCACAUCCCGAUAAAUUCGAUCCCGAGAGAUUUAGCGAAGGGAAUGUGCGGAAUCGUCAUCCGUACACGUACUUGCCAUUCGGGGAGGGACCAAGGAGUUGCAUUGGUAUGCGCUUUGGAUUGCUCCAGACGCGAAUUGGAAUUGUAACAAUGCUCAGGAAUUACAAAUUGACACCAUGUCAUAAAACUCCCCAGGAACCACUCAAUUUUACACCACGCAGCAUUGUACUUAAAGUUAAAGAUAGCAUUUGGUUGAAGAUUGAAAAGUUGUAAGAUAAUUCAACUUUCAUUACUUUUUCUACUGAAAUUUCAAACGAUAUUUGCAAAAUUAAUUAUGUUACCUAUUUUUUUUAUUGAUAUUAACCGUUAAAGUGUUAAAACCUAAUUAGAUAAAGUUUUUGAGUAGGUAGAAUAAUUUGUUUAUAAUGAAAUUACAAAAAAGUAACUACAGAUAAGUUGUGAUUUAAAUUUCCAGAGCAUUAUUUUAUUGUUGUUUUU